CGAUGACAAGAAAUGGAAAUUUGAGCACUCCACCAAUAAAUGGUCGAUAAUCUAUGAAGAAAUUUUAAUACUUCAAAGAUUGGAAGAAGAAAAUUCAUCUUGACCUAGCUGAAAACAAAUGACUUUCCUUUUUUACCCCUUAAAAAUCUCCACUACCAUUAACUUUUAAUGCAAUCAAAGGAAUUUCUAGAAACGAGUAACGCUCAUAUCCCCAUUCCUGACUUGUUCGUUGUUGUAUUCCGUCAAAACCAUAGAAUUUGGCCUUAGCUUGGAAAACAGUUGUUCACAGAGUCUGGAGUUAUUUUUAUUUGAGUCCCUCUCUUUCUUCACUACCUGUUUGCAGGAAUAAUAUCUUCAACAAGUUUUGCUUUUAUUUGAACUCCUUUUUCCCCUUCGUUUUCUUCCCCAGUUUCUUGGUUGCACUGCUUUUUGUGGGAGAAAGGAGAGGGUACAUAUGCGUAAUCUUCUUCUCUUUGGUUUUAGUCUUACUUGUCUAUUUGUCCUUCAUAAAACUUCAUCAGCAGCAGAUACCUUAACUCCAAAGCAAUCUAUUAUAGAUGGCCAAGAGCUUACUUCUGCUGGACAAUUUUUUGUUCUUGGAUUCUUCAGCCCUGGAAACUCCAAAAGUCGAUAUGUAGGGAUAUGGUAUAAAAAUAUUACGCCCCAAACUGUCGUUUGGGUUGCGAACAGAGAGAAACCACUGAAUGACUCAAGUGGGAAAAUCGCAUUCGGUGCUGAUGGGAAUCUUGUUCUCUUGGAUGGAAAAGAGAACCUUAUGUGGUCUUCAAUUUCCUCAAGAGCAAUUCAAGCUCCAAUUGCAAAGCUGCUAGAUUCUGGGAAUUUUGUUUUGAUUAAUGGAAAAGGUGAUUCUGGAAGUUAUAUGUGGCAAAGCUUUGAUCACCCUACUGAUACUUUGUUACCAGGCAUGAGGCUAGGUUGGGAUAAGAAUUCAGGCCUAAACAGGUACUUGACUUCUUGGAAGAGUGAAAAUGACCCAUCUAAAGGAAACUUUAUCUACAUCUUUGACCGUGUUGAAUUUCCUGAAAUAGUUCUUCGCGAGGGAUCCAUUAUCAAGUUUCGGAGUGGAAUUUGGAAUGGUGUUGGAUUAAAUGCGGACAUUUGGACAUCAUUUACAGCCUUCAAGCCAGAACUAUCAGUAAGUGACAAUGAGGUAGUAUAUUGGAAUGACCCAGGAGAUUUACUUACAAGGUAUGUAAUGAGAUAUGAUGGGCUAGCUGAAAGAUAUAUAUGGGACACCCAUACUCUAAAGUGGACUAAUAUCUAUGAGGCAAGAAGAGACUCUUGUGAUAAUUAUGGAAUUUGUGGGGCAAAUAGUAUCUGCAAUAUCAAUAGGAUCCCUGUUUUAUGUGAUUGCUUGAUUGGCUUCAAACCUAAAUCUCAAGAAGAAUGGAAUGCAUUUAAUUGGUCUGGAGGAUGCACUAGGAGGAAGCCAUUAAACUGCACCCAGGUUGACAAGUUUGAAAUGUUAAGCUGGGUGAAAUUGCCAAUGUUACUGGAAUAUUGGACUCAAGAUAAUAUGACUCUUCAAGAAUGUAAGAUGAAGUGCUUGGAGAACUGUUCUUGUACAGCUUAUGCAAACUCCGCUCUCAAUGGAGGGCCUCAUGGCUGCUUGAUUUGGUUUGGCAACUUGGUUGACAUGAAGGUUCUCCAAACUAGAGUAGGUCCACAACAGGACCUCUAUGUGAGGUUAGCCGCAUCAGAAGUAGGUAUGUACUGAUUCUACUGCUGCCUUAGUACAGUAGAAAUUGCUGCUUUUACAAUGUCUGUUCUAGUAUAGAAGCAGAGAAUUGGAAUCCCAGCUUCUUCUCAGUCUUGCUCACAAACUUCAGCCUAGGCUUGUAAUUAUCUUGCAUUGAACUGUUGCAGUGACAUGUUAUGUUAUUAGCUCAACUUAUAUUUUCAUAGCCAACCAUUUGACAUGGGCAGCAUUGAUAGAGACAAUAUGCUCAUCUACUAAUACUUCAGUGGACUUUAUUAUUGAUACUCUUGCACACGCGUGCGUGUUUUUAAAGAUGCGUUCAUGCUUAGAAUCAUUAUUGUCUUCAUUUUUUUCAUGGA
This is a messenger RNA of Prosopis cineraria, 2079 nucleotides long. Its product is annotated as G-type lectin S-receptor-like serine/threonine-protein kinase At4g27290. The record is from RefSeq and is a predicted model, not a curated record. Bases 455 to 1738 code for a protein of 427 amino acids. The transcript has a single exon. Gene Ontology annotation, biological process: recognition of pollen. Lineage: Eukaryota; Viridiplantae; Streptophyta; Magnoliopsida; Fabales; Fabaceae.